AUGCGUUCAUUGGGAGCUGUGAGUGUUGCGGUGCACGCAUCCCUGCUGGUGCUGCUGGCUCACGGGAUCCAACCCACGGAUGAUGGAGUUUCCACCAGGAUGCUGCCUCGUCCUGCCCUCAUGGACCGCUCAGGCGGGUAUCACCUGCCCACAUACAUGAUGCACCUUUACAGGAAUUACAGAUCAAACUUCUCCAGGCCUGUGGACAGUAUGGAGCGGGAGGCAGCGAAUAAAGCGGAUACGGUGAAGAGCAUCCUGGCGAGAAAUUUGACGCACAGACACAGGCACUGGGUAGUGACCUUUGACCUAUAUGCCUUGCUGGCUGACAAAAACAUCCAGGCAGCAGAGCUGAGAAUCAGGCUUCUUCAGAAACAAAGUGCAUCCAACAUCACCGUGGAGGUGUAUCACCAGGAGCGGGACCUAGUGGGAUUUCUCACUGAAUCGUCACUGGUCACCUCGUCACAAAGCUGGAAAGUCUUCAACAUGACAAGUCCUCUUUUGGACUGGCUCAGGCAAAAAUCGAUGGCAAGAGUUAGACACAAAAGGGCAGUGGGACAAAGGAAAAUGAGGAAAACAAAGAGAGGCCUUCUGUCUAUUCUCGAUCAGCCUGUUUAUGUUGCAAGCUCAAGGAGGGAACAGGACACGAGUGACCAGGCCCUGUUGGUCGUCUUCUCACACACAGGGUCUGAUGAAAACUCAAAGGCUAAAGCAAGCUUGCUUCAUACAGCUGAACAAUCUAAGUUCUUGUCCCCUGCUGAAAUCAAAAGGGCCCACUGGCCAAAGAGGCGUAGGAGCAAACGGGGCCAGAGAGAACAAACAGUGAGAAGCCUGCAGGUGCUCAAGAGAGGGGGUGAGAACUCUCUCUGCCGCAGAGUGGACCUGAAUGUCGACUUUAAUCAAAUUGGCUGGGGAUCCUGGAUUAUCUUCCCUAAAAGAUACAAUGCUUACCGCUGUGAAGGUUCCUGCCCUGGUCCUCUGGGAGAAGGCCUAAAUCCAACCAACCAUGCUUACAUGCAGAGUCUACUGAAACAUUACAAACCUGAUCGCGUGGCACUACCAUGUUGUGCCCCAACCAAAAUGAGCCCUUUGAGCAUGCUAUACUAUGAGAAUGGAGAAAUGCUUCUACGGCACCAUGAAGACAUGAUCGUGGAUGAGUGUGGAUGCCAGUAAAACAGCCAUAACCACCUCCAAGCACGAACUAUGUUGCAGAGUGGUACAACAACACGGACAGUGCUGUGAAGAUGCAGAGAGACUUCUGAAAAAGAAAAGAAAACCACUUAGCAAGAAUGAAAAAAGCUCUUUGAUUUUUGUCACCGUGCACUGACAGAUUGCAUCUGGUCAGUAUGCAGAGACAUGACUUUAAU
Molecule: messenger RNA, 1364 nt
Organism: Cololabis saira (Pacific saury)
Lineage: Eukaryota; Metazoa; Chordata; Actinopteri; Beloniformes; Belonidae
Gene: ndr2
Product: nodal-related 2
Exons: 4
Coding region: 1-1170 (389 amino acids)
Biological process (GO): BMP signaling pathway; SMAD protein signal transduction
Cellular component (GO): extracellular region
Molecular function (GO): cytokine activity; type I activin receptor binding; growth factor activity
Source: RefSeq, a predicted model, not a curated record